CCCCGCACCCAAGUUAAUCAUGCACGACACAUAAUUAGCCUCUCUACUUCGUAAAAUUAUCAGCUACUGUAACUCCAAGUUUCCCCAAAGUUAGUGGUUCAUGGUAGCGCACAGGGAUAAGCAUCUCCAUAGUUUCUUUUGCCUUUCGCGUUGCAACUGACAACUGCUAGACGCCGCUUCUCGUCUCCAGGAUAUGUCUGCACAAUAGCAUGAAACGGGGUCGAUGAGCAUCGCAACUCAUUCAUAUAGCCCCAUCUCAUCGUUGUGUCAUACCUAAUGAUAACAAAUCAAGUGGAUACAGAAACAUUCCCCUAACAUAGCUCAUAACUGGCGUUUAGCCUUUUGAAAUAAAGCUUGUUCGAGUCAUCUUUCAACGCUCAAAUACCCAGACGCCGAAAGCCAAGGAAAUCCAAAUCUCAGACAAAGCCGCCAGUUUGCGGAGUUAGGAGGCCAGAAUUUGUGUAAGGCCAAAUUGGCAAUUAAGGUCAACAUGACCGCCCACAUAUCGUUCAUUGACGGCAACUUUAGUCUGAUUCAUAUCCCGCUGUCUCUCUAUUCAAGCUUUCUGCAGCCAAUACUGCGCGUCUUGCUACCUCAUGAUAUCGUGGUACCAAAUUCGGCAGAGGCGCGGGACCACAUGCCAGAUCCGUCCCCGGUUCAUGGCAAACAAGGAUUCCUCAACAUUAGCAUUACGCCAAUAGAAUGUUCAAUCGUGUGUCGAACAGACUAUGCGGAGAGGGUCUUCCAGCCUGCGAUGGAGCUUUUGCCAAAGGACGCGCGUGAGCAGGUCACCAUCUCUCGAGAUCCCUAUCUGGUUUUCUCCAUCAGCAGCGCUGGGAUGGAGGCCAGUCAAAGGGUGAUGGACCUUACAGCACCUCUGGCCAUGGCCGGGAUCUCGAUCUUCUUUAUCACGACCUAUUAUACCGACUUUAUUUUGGUGCCUGCCAAAGACCACAAAACUGUGGUCCAAGCCCUGUUGGAACAAAAAUUCGAAUUCUCAGAGAGUGAUGCUACAUAUGUAGCUCCGUCUGGGAUUUCGCAUUCCAGAGACACCAGCUCCGAUGCUAUCAAGCCAUAUACUCCACCACCGUCGAGUGUUGUUGAACUCCAAGAACGCACCUUCAGGCUUUUAAGCCAGAGAAAUGUUGUGCCGUUUACUAAUGAUGGCCUAUAUCUCGCCCAGUGUUCAGGAAAGGAGCUCGAUUCCAACAGCAACUACUCGUCACGGCCGAUGUCCAACAACAGUAAUGAGGCACCACCUCAUUCAACCUGGCUGCAAAAAGUUGAACCUAACCUAUAUCUAAGUCUUGUGGCUGCCUUGGCAAUACAGCCACGUUUUCUCUCUGUAACGCUGACCAAAGAUGAUGCACCAUCACUGCUCAUCGACAAAGCUUUACUCUACUUGUUUGGAAACUUUAUUGCUGGGGAUACAGACUGUGACUUGGUUCCGAUAUUUUUGGAUCUUAGUAACCUCCCAUUGGAAUCAACGGGUAUUGUCUGCGGUGUCGCUGGCCGGCUGGUAGACCAAACGAGGAGCUUCGACUCUGACGGGGGAGAGCUGACAUAUUUAUCGACAGCCCGUGCUGGGGUAGUAAUACUACCCUCGGAAAGAUCAGAGGGAGCUCUUCAAGCAUUAGUGCCUUCAUUGGAGGCCACAUAAAAGAGCUUUGACUUCCAAGCGAAGCUAAAAAAGAGCUCUUUCGCUCAUGGCACGAAUUUCCAAAACUUCGUUGGCGUUGGUCAUCGAUCUGGAGUAUAUCAUGUUUGGAUAUGAAAAUUGAGAAUUAGAUAUUUACAGAUUACUUUACACAUCUUACCGGGCACUGUCACCAGUACGAAUGAUUGCGGUAUCUCUGACAAGUUUACAUGUAUAUAGUGGCAAAAAGUGUUACGUUUUGGUAUGCCUGUUAAUAAUAACCCCCCCAAGGAUCGUUGACGUCAUCUACUUUCC
Molecule: messenger RNA, 1951 nt
Organism: Pseudogymnoascus destructans
Lineage: Eukaryota; Fungi; Ascomycota; Leotiomycetes; Thelebolales; Thelebolaceae
Exons: 2
Coding region: 491-1660 (389 amino acids)
Biological process (GO): regulation of intracellular signal transduction; cellular response to L-arginine
Cellular component (GO): cytosol
Source: RefSeq, a predicted model, not a curated record